This is a messenger RNA of Erigeron canadensis, 784 nucleotides long. RefSeq names its product immune-associated nucleotide-binding protein 9-like. The transcript has 4 exons. Gene Ontology annotation, molecular function: GTP binding. NCBI's taxonomy places the organism in Eukaryota, Viridiplantae, Streptophyta, Magnoliopsida, Asterales, Asteraceae. The record is from RefSeq and is a predicted model, not a curated record. The coding region runs from base 1 to 783 and encodes 260 amino acids.
AUGGGUGGAUGCUCAAUGGCAGAUGAUGAUCAGUCUCCUUUGACACUUGUUUUGAUUGGGAAAACCGGAAAUGGGAAAAGCGCGACAGGAAACAGCAUCUUAGGGGCCAAGAAUUUUGAAUCCAGGCGCAGUUUCCAUGGAGUUACAAUGAAAUCUGAGUUGCAAACAACCAAAUUAGAAAAUGGCCAAGUCCUUAACGUCAUUGACACUCCAGGAAUUUUUGAUCUAUCGGCUGAUGUUAAUUUUAUUCGGAAGGAGAUUGUCAGUUGCAUUGAUAUGUCAAAGGAUGGCAUUCAUGCCGUUUUAGCCGUCUUCUCUGUUUGUAGCCGCUUUUCAGAGGGGGACCAAGCAGCAAUACGUAGUUUGGGUACUCUGUUUGGGGACAAAAUAUAUGAUUAUGUGAUAAUUGUUUUUACUUGUGGUGAUGAACUUGAAGAGGAGGGAAAGAGUUUUGAAGAUUUCUUGAGUGAUUCUCCAGAUGAAUUGAAGGAAAUUCUUCUUCUUUGUGGGAAUCGCCGAGUUCUUUUUGAAAACAGGACGAAGGAUCCAGUUAAAAAAGCGAAGCAAGUACAAGAACUUCUUUCUCUUGUAAAUACAUUGCUAGAAAAGAAUGGUGGAAAGCCAUACUCCUGUAAAAUGUUUACUCAAGAAAAGCAGCUCAUUGAGAUAAUUGAGACGCUUGGAAAGUUAUUGAAAGAAGAGCGGGCUGCUCGGCUGAAGGCUGAGGAAAAUGCUAAAAAGCUGGAAGAAGAAUUGAAUAAGAGCUGGUGUGUUAUUAUGUGAU